UCUUGAUAUUUUUUCAUUGUAUAUAUUUCCUCAAAAUAUAUUAUACGCUAAAUUGGUGACGUAAACGAGAUAUAAGGAUAUCACAGAGGAAAUUCACGUUUCUGCUUGCAUCUGUUAUAUCAUAAAUUCAUGCAAAUUUGUGCAAACAAGCACACAAUCAAACACAAGAUUCACUUUUACAAGGCCCGCUGCUACUUAUCCCUACCACCUUUAUUAUGUCUUUAAAAGCGUUCCCUCUCUACGCGGGUCAUUGCUCAUCGCGUAGCAGGGCCAGGAUAGCGUUGUAGAGGGGAGUGAAAUGAUUUCCUAUACAAGCAUAUAUGGGAAUGUGUGCGUAUCUUGAAAAAGUAGCGAAGAAUGGAGCUGCCUCGAAAAUACUAAGUAUUGGUGCAAUAGUCGCUAACUGUCUUUCGGAUGACUCAUGUCGUAUUGCUCAUCAAGUGGCCGCACAAGAUAAGCUUCAGAAUUGACGAAUGUUAAAUACGAAUAAUCUUCUGAAACAGAAAGUUUUAGUUUCAUACUGAAAGAUGGAAGAAGAAACGGCGAAUCGUCCAAAGUGGUUGUUAGAACUAGAAAAUCGUAAAAGGAAGCCACGUUUAGCACAUGAAGCUGGUGCUGGUGCAUCAUGUAUGAAUUGUAACUCUGCAUGUCCUGGUCUUGAUUUGCAUUUUUGGCGAAAAAUUUGUAAAAAUUGUAAAUGUAGUCGGGAUGAUCAUGAUGUCGAUGACGAUGAAUUUCCACAAUUUGAUCUGCUGUUUGGACCAAGUGGAAAAUUUAAAAAGAAGACCAUGCGUUUGAAAGUAAAUAACAAGAAACAAAAUGAAGCUGAAACUACAUUUGAAUGGAUACCACCAGAUACAACAGAAGAACUCGCUAUGGAUUAUAUGAAAGCUUUACCUGUAGAGAAAUUACCAAUUAAAGGAUCUGUUGGUGCUGUUUUGCGGAAACAAUUAUUGCAGAAACAAUUACCACUUCAUGAUAUUGAUCACAAAGUUUGUGAUGAACUUAGUGAACAAGAACAGAAGCAAUUUGAAAAAUACUUGGAAAAUAUAAAAAAAUAUGUAGGUCAAGGCAAAGUAAUGAAGAUGUUAGGCGCUCGUCCAUUCGAACGUUCUCUCAUGACGCCUAUCAAUGCAACUGAUAUGCAACAUUUUAGUCCGCAACAUAAAGCUUACAUACCUUCUACUGGUGUUCAAUUACGUACACCAAGUAGCUUUGCUGUGAAAAAUUUAUAUGCAAAGCAUCCACAUGAAAAUAAGCAGGAUUCCAUGAUCAUAAAUGACAAUAAAAUUUCCAAAGCAGAAGAAUAUAACUGUUCGCUAACUAAUGUACCUGCCAAUAACAAUAUCGCGAAAUCUCAACUAAUCGGAGGGAAAUUGAUUAAUGAGAAUUUACAAUAUGAAGGUGACAUAGUGUCAAUAAACGAAAAAGCUAUGGAGAAUAAAGUAAUUCAUUCUUCAAUUCCUGCACAUCUUGCCGAGCAAGAAAUCGUACCUGUUCGCGAGAUGCAUACUUCUGGAAAUUACAUACCUUACGGAAGGAAUGCGUUGAAAGAUGCUUUAGAGAGACACAGAGAAACGCUUAACAAUAUCUUGCCGUACACUGCGGAUUUGAAAACAGUUAAUAACGAAGCAGCUUCUAUGGCGGAAUCCAUAUUGGCGGACGCUCUUCUUCCACCUAGUGCGAUACAUGCCAACGAUAUUAUCGGAAGUACAUUGGAUGAAAAAAGCCUGAUGUUUAUAAGAGAAAAGCUUGCUGAUAAAUACAAUGCCAUGGAAAAUUUGGUUACGCACACUGUUCCUAAAUCAUCUCAACUAUUAGACACAAAUGAUGUACUACGUAGCACUGGAUCUAAGGAGAAUAAUAAUAAUCCUAUGAAUAUUAAUAAAGAUGCGGAGAGAACAGCUAUUGAAACUGCUAUGAAAAAUUCUGCAGGAACUCUACUGGAAAAUACAAAAGUUAACAACAUUAUAAACACUCCUGUAGAAGCAGAGAGGAAGAAGUACAAAUCUCCAUCUCAAAUAAUUGAAUCAAUUGCUUUACCUAUUAGGGCGAAUCACAAACCAACGAAGAAUAAUUCGUCGAUGAUAGAGUCUAAAACCAUAGCAGAAAACGCUAUGGAUCCCUUAUUAAAUAAAUACAUAUCUGUAGAUCCUACUCUUCCCACAUUGAAUUCGUCAUUGCAAAGUGAUUCGCAAGGUCUCGUUAAUGACAGUCCAUUGCAAGCUGAGUUGAGUAGUUCGAUCCUGCAAUCAACAGUUAUACAUUCUGAACAGUUGCAAAAACAAGUAUUUCCUCAUAUUAUCGGGGACUGCAAUGAACAAUCGAACGCACAGCACGUAGAUUACCUAAAAGACAAUAUGAAGGAUUUAAAGAUCGAGUCAACAAAAGUGCACAAAUGCGAGAAGUGUCAUGAAGAUAUACGCGUCGACGAUGUGAUUGUAACUGCGGAAAAGGCUAAUAAUGCAUUCUGGCAUCCUGGAUGUUUUGUUUGCUCAGUAUGCAAUGAAUUGUUGGUAGAUCUGGUAUAUUUUUAUUAUAAGAAUAAAUUAUAUUGUGGAAGAGAUUUGGCUGCAUUCUUGGGAAUUGUCCGAUGUUUUGCAUGCGACGAGUUAAUUUUUGUACGAGAAUAUACGGUUGCAGAAGGGCACAAUUACCAUGUAAAACAUUUCUGUUGUUGGGAUUGUGAUAUGCCAUUAGCUGGACAACAAUAUAUUACUGAAAAUGAUCGUCCAUUAUGUCUUCCUUGUUAUCAAAAAUCAUAUGCAAAAACAUGUGCUGCCUGCAAUAUAGUGAUUGCCGCUGAUCAACAGGGUGUAACUAUAAAAAAUUUGAACUUUCAUGCAACUGAAGUCUGCUUUUGCUGCUUUAGCUGUAAAAAGAAUUUAUUAAACGGUAGAAUGGCGAUAAAAGAAGAUAAAUUAUUCUGCAGUAAAGACUGUAUUACAAAGUUCCUCAACCGAUAAAAUACAUGUAUAUAUAAAUAAAAGUAUUUAUAUCAUAAUACUA
Molecule: messenger RNA, 3009 nt
Organism: Nylanderia fulva
Lineage: Eukaryota; Metazoa; Arthropoda; Insecta; Hymenoptera; Formicidae
Gene: Tes
Product: testin LIM domain protein
Molecular function (GO): zinc ion binding
Source: RefSeq, a predicted model, not a curated record